This is a messenger RNA of Syzygium oleosum, 504 nucleotides long. RefSeq lists its product as uncharacterized. The coding region runs from base 1 to 504 and encodes 167 amino acids. The record is from RefSeq and is a predicted model, not a curated record. Lineage: Eukaryota; Viridiplantae; Streptophyta; Magnoliopsida; Myrtales; Myrtaceae. The transcript has a single exon.
AUGCAUCAACUAGUAGAACAGUUUUUGAAGCUUAAGCCGUCCAAGUUCGACGGAAAAGGUGAUCUCGAAGCUGCUAUCCUCUGGGUUAAGGAACUAGAAAAGGCCUUUGCACUGCUGGGGUGCACGGAAGAGGAAAAGGUGACCCUAGCUGUGUAUCAGCUUCAGGGGGUGGCAAAUGACUGGUGGGAGGCCACCCGAGGUAGGGUUUUCCCUAUAGGCAUGGUUCCGAAUUGGACUGCCUUUGCUGAAACCUUCAAUGGGAAGUACUUUUCUGAGAUAGCGCGGGAGCAGAAGAUGGUAGAGUUUCUACGGCUUCGCCAAAAUCAGAUGACUGUAGAUCAGUAUGAAGCUGAGUUCUCGAGGUUGUCUAAAUUUGCACCAAGGAUGGUGGAGGACCCUGUGGAUAGGGCGAGAAGGUUUCGGGAUAGUCUGAAGCCGGAACUCUGCAGCCAGCUUAUACUCUUGAACCUAAGGGAUUAUAAUGAGUUGUAUGAGAGGGCUUAG